ACUGGCCAAAAUGUGCAGCUCCACAAAAAUGGUUUACAGUUAUAGAAUUUUAUGGCUUUCCGGCGUUUUUCUAGCUCCGUUAUUGCUGGUCGCUACCGAUGCUCAGGAGCCAGCCAGUCCAGUAUUUCAGAACCACAAGACGAAGGAAUGGACGAAUUUAGAUAAUAUAACAUUCUCCUUCGAUUGUAAGCGGCGUUCAGUGGGCUUCUAUGCGGACAUGGAGUACAAUUGUCAGAUAUUUCACAUGUGCGACGAGGAGGGCAAUCGAAUACCCCAUUUGUGUGCAAAUGAGACGAGCUUUAAUCAGGAGUACAGAAUAUGUGAUUGGGACUACAAUUUCAACUGCACAGAAUCGCCGAAAUGGUUCUAUCUGAACGAGCUGACGUAUGCCACAGAUCCGCCAGACGAAGACGACGAGGACUAUUGAGUGCAAAUAAAUUAAUAUUUAUUGUCUUUGAGCAGCGAAAACAACUAAUUAAAUUAAAUGGAGCAGAAGUACGAACGGCGAAAUGGAGAGAAAUUUCCAUGAAAUAUGUAAACUAAUUUAAGAGAUUUGUUGACGAUUUUGUUGAGUUUCGUUUUGUACAAUUGAAUGUAGUCUAAUUUCGAGAAUCGACGGCGAUUCUGCUGUGUCGCAUGUAAAUAAUGUAAAUAGAAGGCCGCCAAACUAACAGCAUGCCGUAAUGUAAUUUACAAAUAAUUUUCUGUUGUUUGUAAGCAAAUCAUAAAAACAAAAAAACAAAUAAAUCGA
Drosophila novamexicana is the source of this 751-nucleotide messenger RNA. Its product is annotated as U-scoloptoxin(01)-Cw1a. NCBI's taxonomy places the organism in Eukaryota, Metazoa, Arthropoda, Insecta, Diptera, Drosophilidae. The record is from RefSeq and is a predicted model, not a curated record. Gene Ontology annotation, cellular component: extracellular region. Gene Ontology annotation, molecular function: chitin binding. Bases 11 to 427 code for a protein of 138 amino acids. The transcript is spliced from 4 exons.